Messenger RNA from Penaeus vannamei (Pacific white shrimp), 1353 nucleotides. RefSeq lists its product as uncharacterized. The record is from RefSeq and is a predicted model, not a curated record. NCBI's taxonomy places the organism in Eukaryota, Metazoa, Arthropoda, Malacostraca, Decapoda, Penaeidae.
CCCACGUUUCGGGUGAGAAUUUUGACAGAAAUAUUGAAGCAGCGUUGGCGAAGGGAUGACGCUAGCUCGGCUCCUGUGUUUCCUCGCCGCGGUCGCCGGACUACAGGCGGGACCUUCCGCCGUCAGGAAUGUCAUCGACGACCAGAUCAUCGCCGCCCUCGAGAACUUCAGGACGCACAUGGUGGACGGGUGGCCCGAGCUGGGGGUUCCUCCGCUGGAUCCUAUGGUGCUGCCGGAAGUCAGUCUGAACGUGACAUCCGGGACCACGCACCUGCACGGAUCUCUCACCAACUUGACCAUCAACCAGCUGUCGACCUUCACCAUCGACAGCGUCCACAGCAACCUCCUCUUCCUCACCGUCGACGUCUCUCUGGGUCUCCCGAUGCUCGACUUCGCUGGGAGCUACGACGUCGGGGGCGCCAUCGACGUCCUCCCGAUCUAUGGCUCGGGCCCCUUCUGGAUGGACGCUUUCGACCUGAAGAUGUCGAUUGCGAUCAAGCUGGGAGAGACGGAGGUCGGUCUCGGAGUCUCGAAGCUGGAACUGAACUUCGAUGCGAAUUCUACCGAUAUACACUUCGAGAACAUCAUGGGCGGAGGAGACAUGGAGGACUUCGUGAACGGCGUCCUGAGCUCCUUGGGUCCCGACAUCCUGCAGGCGUUGGAGGACGUCUACGUGCCGUGGCUGGAGGAGGCGCUGAGGAAGGAGAUCAAUGAUAUCCUACACGGAAGCUCAAGAAAUUCAAAAGACGAGACAGUUAAUGAUUUCUUCGAUCUCCUCUUCGCCAACAUGAGACAGAGCAUCAUAGAAAACGGACAAGAUCCUCUCUCUCUCCCGAGUGAUAGCGAUAACUUUACUGUUUUGCUCUUCAAUACAACAAUGGAAGGUGAGGUGAGCGUGAGUGGUGGUCACCUGACUGGCCUCUCCACUGUGCACAGGGCGGGCAAUAUGACCCUUCUGUACGUGGGAGAGCAAGACGAGGUCAUUUGGGGCGGAGAAGUGGGACUCAUUGACCUGGAGGCGGACUACACCUUCGGCCUCGUCCUCGCCCUCUUCGGGAAGGACCUCGAGCUCUCCCUCAAGAUGUCCUACCUGCAUCUCAGCUUCGAAACGGACGUCUUCCUCCACCAGUCGAACGUCACCUUCGCUCACUGCAACGUCGAACUCGGCCCUUUGCACUUCAAGGAGAAGGGGGCGGGGCCCUUGGACACGCCCCUCUACAACAUCCUCGCCAACACCCUCCUCGGCGAACUGGCCGGCCUCGUCACCGCGGGCGUGGAGGGGGCCGUCUGCGCUCUGCUGGAGGGCGCCUUCGCUUCUUCGUGAGCGAGGGGCGGGGGGAAAGGGGGAGGAAG